AGCAGGUGUCCAUCAUGGAAGGAGACCUUCUGACCUGAGAACUCUCCUGGAGGCUGGAGAAGCCUGAGAUAGAGCAGACCCUGGAAUUGCUGUAUCUACAGCUUACCUUAACCUUUCUGCCCUUGGUGGGCAAGGCCUGAAUGACCUCUCAGCCUUCAGAGAUCAGCAAAAGCUGUGUGACAAUGGAGCGUUUAACCCAAAUGAUGGAAAGGAGAGCUUGGCAUCCUCAGGACUCUGCCCUUUUGGAGGAAGAAGAGAAUAUGACCAGGUCUCUUGAAACAGUGACAUUUAAGGAUGUUGCUGUGGACCUCACCCAGGAGGAAUGGCAGCAAAUGAAACCUGCUCAAAGGAACUUGUAUCGGGAUGUAAUGCUAGAGAACUACAGCAACCUAGUCACAGUGGGUUAUCAAGUCACCAAACCAGAUGUGAUCUUCAAGUUGGAGCACGAAGAGGAACCGUGGGUGGUAGAGGAAGAAAUGCUUGGAAGGCACUGUCCAGAAGUUUGGGAAGUUGAUGAACAGAGCAAGAAGCAACAGGAAACACUUGUGAGGAAAGUCACAUCCAUCUCCAAGAAAACUCUGAUUAAGGAAAAUGUCAUUGAAUGUAAAAGAGUUACAAAAAUAUUUCCUUUGAGCUCAGAUAUUCUUACUUCAAGACAAAACUUCUUUGAUUGUGACUCAUUUGAUAAGGGUUUGGAACAUAAUUUAGAUUUACUUAGUUAUGAGAAGAAUUGUGUAAGAGAGAAAAACUAUGACUAUAAUAAGUAUGGGAAACCUUUUUACCACUGCUCAUCCCAUGCUCUAACCCCCUUUAAGUGUAAUCAGUGUGGACAAGACUUCAGUCAUAAAUUUGACCUCAUCAGACAUGAAAGAAUUCAUGCUGGAGAGAAACCCUAUGAAUGUAAGGAAUGUGGAAAAGCCUUCAGCAGGAAGGAAAAUCUCAUUACACAUCAAAAAAUUCAUACUGGGGAAAAACCGUAUAAGUGUAAUGAAUGUGGAAAAGCUUUCAUUCAGAUGUCAAACCUUAUUAGACACCAGAGAAUUCAUACGGGGGAGAAACCUUAUGCAUGUAAGGACUGUUGGAAAGCCUUCAGUCAAAAAUCAAAUCUUAUUGAACAUGAGAGAAUUCAUACUGGAGAAAAACCCUAUGAAUGUAAAGAAUGUGGAAAAUCCUUCAGCCAGAAGCAAAACCUUAUUGAGCAUGAGAAAAUUCAUACUGGGGAGAAACCUUAUGCAUGUAAUGAAUGUGGUAGAGCCUUUUCUCGAAUGUCAUCUGUUACUCUACACAUGAGAAGUCACACAGGGGAGAAACCUUAUAAAUGUAAUAAAUGUGGAAAAGCCUUCUCUCAAUGCUCAGUAUUUAUUAUACAUAUGAGAAGUCAUACAGGUGAGAAACCCUAUGUGUGUAGUGAAUGUGGGAAAGCGUUCUCUCAAAGUUCAUCCCUUACUGUACAUAUGAGAAAUCAUACAGCUGAGAAACCCUAUGAAUGUAACGAGUGUGGAAAAGCCUUCAGCAGGAAAGAAAAUCUCAUUACACAUCAGAAAAUUCAUACUGGAGAGAAACCAUAUGAAUGUAAUGAAUGUGGGAAAGCUUUUAUUCAGAUGUCAAACCUCAUUAGACACCAGAGAAUUCAUACUGGUGAGAAACCUUAUGCAUGUACAGUAUGUGGGAAAGCCUUUAGUCAGAAAUCAAAUCUCACCGAACAUGAGAAAAUUCAUACUGGAGAAAAACCCUAUAAUUGUAAUCAAUGUGGAAAAGCUUUCAGUCAGAGACAAAAUCUCCUUGAGCAUGAAAAAAUUCAUACUGGAGAGAAACCGUUUAAAUGUAAUGAAUGUGGUAAAGCCUUUUCUCGAAUCUCAUCUCUUACUCUUCAUGUGAGAAGUCAUACAGGGGAGAAACCGUAUGAAUGUAAUAAAUGUGGAAAAGCCUUCUCUCAGUGCUCAUUACUUAUUAUACAUAUGAGAAGUCAUACCGGUGAGAAACCUUUUGAAUGUAAUGAAUGUGGGAAAGCAUUCUCUCAAAGAGCAUCCCUUUCUAUACAUAAGAGAGGGCAUACAGGUGAGAAACGCCGAGUGUAUCCCGUUAGGCUGAGACUACAUUUCCCAAACGCCUCCAGGACGGGCACUUACCUGGAGUCCCUGGGGCCCCUCCCGAAUUUGGUGGAAAGGUCGGGAUGCCGGGCUGCUAACUUGCAGCGGUAUCGACUAAGGGAGCUAAGUACACGACGUUCCCUGGGCGGUGAAACCUUGUACCGGCCAGGCUCUGGGUGGAUUUUUCCUCCCCGGGACUACAUUUUCCUGAGGGCUCUGCGGCAUUUGCCACUUCCGGCCGAAGUUGGCUGGCGGUUAGUGAGUUGGCGGGAGUUCGGGUGCGAGGGGUUGGGGCGUUGCGGUCGGCCUGCGGAUUCGACCAGACUGGUGUGUGAGGACCCGGAGGAAGUGCAAGAAGAAUCCAGAAGAGGAGAGAAAAGCCACUGUACAUCAAAAGUCAUGGCAGAGGGCUUCACGUUCAAAGAUGUGGCCAUUUACUUCUCUCAAAAGGAGUGGGAAUGCUUGCACUCUGCCCAGAAGGGUUUGUACUGCGAUGUAAUGUUGGAGAAUUAUAACAACCUCAUCUCACUGGCAGGACUUUCUGAUUCUAAGCCAGAUGUGAUCUCCUUAUUGGAGCAGGGGAAGGAGCCCUGGAUGGUUAAGAACCAGGAUAAAAAAGAAUGGUGCCCAGAUUGGGAGUCCAGAAGAGAAACCAAGAAUUUAUUUCCAGAGGAGCACAGUUAUGAAAUUAAAUCAUUGCACCUGGAGAUAAAAAGACUCACAAGCUCCGACCUUGAGUGUACUAGGUUUGGAAAUAACAGAGAAAUCAAAUGCCACUUGGAGAAACAACAGGAGGGACAUUUCAAACAACCUGUUAUAACCUCUGAGGAAAGGUCCGGUUCCACUCAGAACGCAGUUCAGAGAGCGCCUCUGACAGUUCAUACCAGAGUGAAAACCUACGAAUGCAAGGGAUGUAAGGAAACUUCCAGGUGCCAGUCACACCAUAUUCAACAUGAAAGAAAUCAUAAUAAGGAAAAAGACUCUAAAUGUGGAGAAUGUGGGAAAGCCUUUAAUAGUAAGUCAGGCUUGAUUAAGCAUCAGAGAAUUCAUGAAAGCAAAAAAAGUAAAGAAAAUAAGAAAUGUGCUGUUAUCCAUGGCUCUGAAACAACUAAACCUCAGAGCAUUAAUACUAGUGAGAAACCUUAUAAAUGUAAGGAAUGUGGGAAAGCCUUUCAUUCUAACUCACAACUUAGUAAACAUCAAAAGAUCCACAUAGGUGAGAAACCCUAUAAAUGUAAGGAGUGUGGGAAGGCCUUUCCAUCUACCUCACAACUUAGUUUACAUCAGAGAAUUCAUACUGAUGAGAAAUACUAUGAAUGUAAGGAAUGUGGGAAAGCCUUUACCCGUCCCUCACAUCUUCUUCGACAUCAGAGAAUCCAUACUGGUGAGAAACCCCAUAAAUGUAAGGAAUGUGGGAAAGCUUUCCGUUACGACACGCAACUUAGUCUUCAUCAGAUAAUUCAUACUGGUGAGAGACGCUAUGAAUGUAAGGAGUGUGGAAAGGUAUAUAGUUGUGCCUCACAACUGAGUCUACAUCAAAGAAUUCAUACUGGUGAGAAACCUCAUAAAUGUAAGGAAUGUGGGAAAGCUUUUAUCUCUGAUUCCCAUCUUAUUCGACAUCAGAGUGUUCAUACUGGUGAGAAACCAUAUAAAUGUAAAGAAUGUGGGAAGGCCUUUCGUCGUGGCUCAGAACUUACUCGACAUCAGAGAGCUCACACUGGUGAGAAACCCUAUAAAUGUAAGGAAUGUAAAAUGGCCUUUACUUGUAGCACAGAACUUAUUCGACAUCAAAAAGUUCACACUGGUGAGAGACCCCAUAAAUGUAAGGAAUGUGGGAAGGCCUUUAUUCGAAAGUCAGAACUUACUCAUCACGAGAGAAGUCAUAGUGGUGAAAAGCCCUAUAAGUGUAAGGAAUGUGAAAAAGCCUUUGGUCGUGGCUCAGAACUUAAUCGACACCUGAAAAUUCAUACUGGUGAGAAACCUUACAAAUGCAAGCAAUGUGGGAAGGCCUUUAUUCGUGGUUCACACCUUAGUAAACAUCAAAGAAUUCACACAGGAAAGAGGAGUGAAUAAAGUUAUGUGGGAAGGCUCAAAAUUUUAUGGACAUCUGCAAAGUCAAACUAGUAAAACACAAAACCCCCUGUGAUUUUAAGGAAUGUGGGAUAGCCUUUGAAGAUAACUUAAUAUCGGAGCUUACACUGUGGAUCAGGGCCUUUAUUUGAGGGCCGUAAUUUAUUUGACAUGUGUUAAUGUUGAUAUACUUUAUAAAUGUCAGGGAUUGGGAGGGUUCUCUUUAUGUUUCAAAAUUUAUUAGAUAUCAAGGUUCAAUUGAUAUAAAAGUGAAAAAACUCCUUGAAUGUAAGGAAAGUGGGAAGGCUUUGGAAGGCAGUUAAUGUGUCAGAGACUGUCAUACCAACGAUUCGCAACAUCGGGGUCAUUUGGCCUGGGGGAAAUCAAGAGGAUUUAUAAUAUAAAUAUCAUAAAUAUAGGAGACCAAUUUGCUUUAGCUAACAAAUUACUCAUCUCACUUCAUACUUGAGGAAGACUGCAGUAAUGUUAAAAAUGCAGCUGAUUCUUCCAUCCCGCUCAGAUCUUAAAUAUUUGCAAGCUUGUCCUCUAAAAUUAACUUAAACUGAGGCAGAGUGGUAAAGGAUUUAAGCAAU
Molecule: messenger RNA, 4753 nt
Organism: Lontra canadensis (Northern American river otter)
Lineage: Eukaryota; Metazoa; Chordata; Mammalia; Carnivora; Mustelidae
Product: zinc finger protein 850-like
Exons: 11
Coding region: 141-4163 (1340 amino acids)
Biological process (GO): regulation of DNA-templated transcription
Source: RefSeq, a predicted model, not a curated record